GACUUUUCUGCAUCAUAUUCGCCGCGGUCGCCGACGAGACGAGUUAUGUUUUAAAAUAAAAAUAUAUAUUUUUCCCAGUCUCAUCUCAGAAAAAAAUCAAAAGCAAUAAAAAUUUUCUUCUUCAAACUCAAAUGUAGCAUUCAAAAAAACUACUUUGUUCAAAACUUCUUGUUAAAAGUCUCUCGAUAAUUUAAUAUAAAUUUCAAUUGAAUAAAAUAUAUAUAUUUUUUGUGUUUUCUUGGUGUCGUGUUUUUUUAUUUUUCCUUAAUUUAUAUCAGGUCGUGUGUCUCAAGUGUGUUCCACCGACAACGACGAAGAACAUUCAUUUUUCACCCUGCUCAAGAGAGAAAAUUCAAUAAAAAAAAGAAGAUACUUUUUUUUCUCUCCAAAGUGCCCCUUCAGUCCUCUUUCAUUACGAAAUAAUAAACAAAAAAAAAGUUUAAAAUAAACAUCAAAUCAUGGCGAAAGAAAUCGAUGAUCUCAUAGAGAAACUUAAAUCCACCUCAAUCGACACCACAACCGAUGUUGAUAAAACUGCCUCGCUUCUUACUGAAAUAUCUGCCACAACCGACCCAAAAAGUUUUGAUAAAUUCGAACUGGCCGAUUCGUUUCUAAAUCUCAUCAAGUCCGACAACCAAGUCAUACAAAAAGAGGCUGCCAAAUGCAUAGCAGAAAUCACCAAAUCCGAAAUACAACGAAAAAAAUUCACAAACAAAAAUGUCAUCGAUAUGUUUGUGGAUUGUUUGAAGAGUGUCAAUAGCACCUCGAAUCUAGAAUUACCCAUACAAAUAUGUCGUGCUUUGGGCAAUAUUUGUUUUCUCAAUGACGAAGCACGUGAUAUAAUAUUGAAUACACGAGGCGAUGAGCAUUUGAUUAAUCUCCUCGAUGUUACCACCGAAUCUGAUAAGGUCAAUGAAUUGCUAUUUAUUAAAGUCCGUGGUGGACUUAUAUCGAAUUAUUUGCUUGGCGGGGAACGUGUGGCCAAACGUGCCAUGGAACUGAAGAUUAUGGAUAAAAUUCAAAAUAUUAUCGAUACGAGUAUUGAAAAUGUUGAUGGACAUGAAGAUCUCUUGAUAAAUACAUUGCCAAUAUUGAGCAUUUUGACGGAAAAUGUGGCCGAUUUAAAUUUUAGUACACAAUUGAAUACGCAAUUGGCGCGAAUAUUGGCUGCGUCAACAAAUCCGGAUCUAGCUGAAAUGUGCCUUGAACUUUUGCAUUAUCAAGCGGAGAAUGAUGAUGUGAAGGUGUUGCUGGCGAAAGAUGGUCUAUGUGAGACAAUUUAUAAUCUUUUGGAGAAAUAUAAGAAUUUGGCUAGUACUAGUGAGGCGCGAGCUUUGAUGAAGCUGGCAUGUGAACUCAUUGUACUUAUAUUAACUGGAGAUGAAUCAAUGCAUUAUCUUUAUUCGACACCGUUGUUAAAAAAUAUGGAAGAUUGGUUGGACUCAGUGGAUAUUGAUUUAUUGACCACAGGUGUAUUAGCUUUGGGUAAUUUUGCUCGCACGGAUAGCCAUUGCAUUUAUAUGGUCGAGAACAAAAUUAUGAAUAAAUUGCUGGACGUUCUCUCAAAAAAUAACGGUGUAAGUAAUGAUGUUCGAUUACAACAUGCCUUACUAAGUGCAUUGAGAAACUUAGUCAUACCAAAGCCAAAUAAAGGUGCUGUUAUACAAGCAGGUCUUGUAGAAACCAUUCUACCGAUGUUGGAAAUACACCAGCCGCCAGUUGUCUUUAAAUUAUUAGGAACACUCCGUAUGACAGUCGAUGGACAAGAGCCCUUAGCAAUGGAACUACUCAAAAACAAAACACUCAUCACACAAUUAGUUGAAUGGAGCAAGUCCUCAGAUUAUGCUGGAGUAACAGGAGAAUCUCUACGUCUAUUGGCAUGGCUCGUCAAACAUGCUUAUCUAUCAAAAAUAGCCUAUGUAAUGAACAGAGAUGGCGCCGAACCAUCUGCCAGUGCAGCACCUCCAAAACCACCAAACAUUGAUGAGACCAGUUUAAAAGCUUUUAUUGAAAUCGAUGGAACUGUUGAAUCGAUGGUUAAUAUGUUAACAUCACAGCAUUUGGUAAUGCAAAAUGAAGCCCUUAUUGCCUUAUGCAUACUCUCCGUUGUGUACUUAAAUAAAAAACCAGCUGACAGUGAAAUUGAACUGCCUGAGAUGCUUAUUAAAUAUGAACUUGGCAAGAAGCUGGGCGAAUUAAUACGAAAGUCAUCGGAUACAAUGACAAAGGAAAUUGUCGAAAAUCUACAGAAUUUUACAACUCUGCUGAAGACAUCAGAUAAAUUGGUUAGUCAUUUAGAUCAAAAUAAUAUUAAUGAAUUGUUGAAAUCAAUUCCACGUUUAACAGAGUAUUGUACGCUAUAAGAACUAGGCUGGGUGUGGGAUGGGGGCGAAUUCGAGAUUGUUAUAUAAGAAAAUAUAUAAAAAGUAUUGUAAGAUGUUAGGUUUUAUAAGAGAGUGAGGGAUAACAAAAAGAGAAGGGUGCAAUUUUGACGGGAAUACGCGAUCGAUAAAAUAUAAGUAUAAGCGGCAAUGUGUGAAAACAUUUUUGUUUUUUAAGUCUUUUCUUUGAUUUAAAGAAACAACUGUAUGAGAUUAUUUUUUAGUUUUUAUUCUAAACAGAUUGACUUCAUUGGAAAAAUAUAUUAAUUGUAUUGUGUAAGAUAAUUUCUUGUUUUCAAACAUACAUACAAUUUUUUCAACAUUAAAUACACCGUUUGAUAUAGAAUCAUUAAUUAAAUAAUUAAAACAAACUUCGAUUAAAGUCGAAUUGUCCCCAAAUAGUGUACCGCCUUCAUAAACUUUUUGAGAUAGCCAUGUCCAAAGUUUUUCAAUUACAUUAAAGUCCAGUGAACUAAGGUAUCUCAAGGUAAAAGUUUAACGUCUUCUGAAUAUCCACUUUCUUUAAUGCCUUAUUUACGACUUUGAUCUUUUCCCAAACAAGCUCUUCUUUUCUUAUAUCAUGAAAAAGUUGUAACCAUCGGAAAACAACUUUUUGGGAUGUCGCUAUUCU
Molecule: messenger RNA, 3012 nt
Organism: Episyrphus balteatus (marmalade hoverfly)
Lineage: Eukaryota; Metazoa; Arthropoda; Insecta; Diptera; Syrphidae
Gene: vimar
Product: GTPase-GDP dissociation stimulator vimar
Exons: 5
Coding region: 459-2363 (634 amino acids)
Biological process (GO): positive regulation of GTPase activity
Cellular component (GO): cytosol
Molecular function (GO): guanyl-nucleotide exchange factor activity; protein binding
Source: RefSeq, a predicted model, not a curated record